AUGGCGUCCGUGAUCGGCUCAGAAGUAGAGAUUCAGGAGGUGGAAGUGGAGUCCAUUCCGGUGGAAAUGCCUAUCGAGACGGUGGAGACUAGCGACGACACAGUGGAGGUACAGCCGAUGAUUGCGUUGCAACCAUUACCCGAACCAGCUCAAGAGGAAAUAGUUUUGCAGACCCGUGAGGAGGUGGUCGGCGAUCCGAACCUCGUGUAUGCCGAUACCAUCCCUGUACCAGCACCAGAAAUUGAAAUAUCCACCGAGGAAGCAACCACCACAAGAAAGGGCAAAGGCGGAAAAAGACGAGCUAACAAAUCGAAGAAUGCCAUUUCCACGUCAGUUGUUGGUGGAGAUCUAACAUUCGACGGUAAUUCGGCUACUAAGAAAUGGGAACAAAAACAGGUUCAAAUCAAAACGUUAGAAGGCGAAUUCUCAGUGACAAUGUGGGCUACAGGUUCAGAUGAUAAGUCUAAAUUGGAAGACGAAAGCGUGUCCAGUGUUUCUGAAACAGAUGCUGACUUCACUGAAUACAUGACUGGCAAAAAACUUCCUCCCGGCGGUAUACCAGGUCUUGAUUUAAGUGAUCCCAAACAGUUGGCAGAGUUUGCACGUAACACCUCUACAGUGCGUGCGAGGAAAGAAAAACGUGACCUGGCGGUUGACCUGGAUGGGCUUUACCAUUCGCGCCUUUCUGGAAUAAAACCACGAAAACCUGCUGAUGAUGUCCCCAGAACAGUUCCAUGCCCACACAAGGGUUGUAAUAAAAUGUUUAGAGACAAUUCCGCUAUGAGAAAGCAUCUUCACACUCAUGGCCCACGUGUACAUGUAUGUGCAGAGUGUGGUAAGGCAUUUGUUGAAAGCUCCAAACUGAAGCGACAUCAGUUAGUUCAUACUGGUGAAAAGCCAUUCCAGUGCACAUUUGAAGGAUGUGGUAAGCGGUUCUCUUUGGACUUCAACUUGAGGACACACGUGCGGAUACAUACUGGAGAUAGGCCAUAUGUUUGCCCUUUUGAUGGCUGCAACAAGAAAUUUGCUCAGUCUACAAAUCUGAAAUCUCACAUCCUAACACAUGCAAAGGCAAAAACGAGAUGUGCAGAUGAACUGAAUUUAAUGCAGGGGAUUGGCAUUUGCAUCCACGGUGCUCACGUCGGCAAGCCCGAGACACCACAAGCCCCUGAACCUAAUGGUCUCUUAACACAAGAUGCUUACUGCUGGACAAUUCUGUAUAUUGUGAAGAAGAAGCGGAUGAAUGUUAGCAGCCUUUCUUUCCUGGAAAUAUGCAAACUCCAAAUUCAAAAUACUGUGCUCAGACUGAUGGAUAUGUGA
This is a messenger RNA of Acanthosepion pharaonis, 1320 nucleotides long. Lineage: Eukaryota; Metazoa; Mollusca; Cephalopoda; Sepiida; Sepiidae. The record is from the annotation of a GenBank genome assembly.